Messenger RNA from Fusarium keratoplasticum, 2181 nucleotides. Its product is annotated as Manganese lipoxygenase. The transcript has 2 exons. The record is from RefSeq and is a predicted model, not a curated record. Bases 1 to 2181 code for a protein of 726 amino acids. NCBI's taxonomy places the organism in Eukaryota, Fungi, Ascomycota, Sordariomycetes, Hypocreales, Nectriaceae. Gene Ontology annotation, biological process: lipid oxidation. Gene Ontology annotation, molecular function: oxidoreductase activity, acting on single donors with incorporation of molecular oxygen, incorporation of two atoms of oxygen; metal ion binding.
AUGGUUCUCACUGGCGUCUCUCUUCCCCAGCUGCCGGUGACUGUGCCGGCAGCUCCCAAGCCUGAUGCCAUCCUGAAGCAGCCUUCACUUGAGGAGCGCAAGAAGGAUGCCAGCAUUGGUGUCCAGGAUGUUCCCUUUGCCGACAUCGACCCCGGUGUAUUCAACAGCGAGCUAGUCAAGCUCAAGAUUUAUGCGAAGCCGGAUCAAAAGAACUUGGCUCAAAAGCCAGAGUUGGGUGGAGGUAACAUUGAGGAGGGCACCUACGCUGGCACGCAGGCCGCUCUUACGCACGCUUACAGCCGCAUUGAGAGAAGCUACGAGUCGUAUUUCGACGUGUUGCAAGUUGAACCAACUCUGCCUCGAUACGUAGAUCUCUCCCAGAAGAAGCAAAUCUACAAGUACUCAGCCUACCCCAAGAACCCCGAUGGCACAGAUGCCCAGUACCCUCCCCAUCUUCAAAGCAUCCCAUCCGCAGACCAAGUCUCCGAGCUCAAGAUCUUCAAUGCUCUCGGUCUCGUUGAGACUGGCUUGAUGAUCAAGCAGAUCAUUCCUGACAACUUUGCCGGCAAGACUGCAAGGUGGCUGCUCAGCCUGAAGAAUGGAGACAUCAGUGGUGCUCCUGACCAAGGCCCCAAGAUUGAGGAUUAUGUCGAGUACAACAAGAAGCACCGCAAGUCUGGCACCGAUAUUGAGCAGGGCGCCAACAUUGGCCUUCUUCCUGACUGGUUUGGUGAUCGUCGUUUCGCGGAGCAGUCUUUCACCGGCACCAACCCUACGACCAUCGAGAAGGUGUCGAAGGACCUAUUGACCGAAUUCAUUGAUACUGCCAAGCGCGAUGGAUGGGACUACUGGGCUAAGACUCUGCCCCAGAUUGAUCCCAAAUCCCUCUUCAUGCAAGAUACUCGCUACUUCCGCAAGGCAUUCGGUGCCAAGCCUGAUGAGGAGCUCAAGCACAAGGAGCCGGCUUCUGAUGACAACUGGGCCUGCUCCGCCGUGACGCUCUUCCAACUUCACGAUGACGGCAAGUUGCAUCCGAUUGCUAUUGUCUGUGACUACAAGGUCAGCAUGAAGAACUCGGUCACCAUCUUCAACCAACGCAAGUCUCCGGCCGAUUCCUCCGACAAGGAGAAGAACGACUGGGCUUGGAGAUACGCAAAGACAUGCGCUCAAGUCUCAGACUGGAUUCGUCAUGAGGUCAGCGUUCACUUGACUCGUGCGCACAUGAUUGAAGAGUCAUUGAUCGUGGCUACUCACCGGACUAUUCCCAUGGAGCACAUCGUCUUCAAGAUUCUCCAGCCACAUUGGUACAAGACGCUUUCACUCAACGCGGCCGCAAGAAGCACACUUGUGCCGCAGGUCAUCAAGGACCUUGUUGGCGUCAACCCCGACUACUUGUACCGCUUCGUGCGCUACGAAUUCGAGAACUUUGACUAUGUCAAGAGCUACAUCCCCAACGACCUCUCUAACCGUGGAUUCCCCAACACUGCCGAAGGUCUGGCGGACAAGAAGUACAAGAACUACGCCUACGCCAAGAACAUGCUCUCCAUGUGGAAGGCCAUCCGCAAGUAUGUUAUGAGCAUGCUCCUGAUGUACUAUGACAAGAAUACAGCGGACAAGAUGGUCAAGGAAGACAAGUACGUCCAGGACUGGUGCAAGGAGGUCCAGACCAACGGUUGGAUCAAGACCUUCCCCAAUAUUCAGACCCUGGAUCAGCUUUGUGAUGCGCUCACAAUGUCUAUCCACAUCGCAGCUCCGUUCCAUACCGCUGUCAACUAUCUCCAGAACUUCUAUCAGGCUUUUGUGCUCUCCAAGCCACCGGCCCUGUGCGACGCCUUGCCAAAGUCCCUAGCGGAGCUCAAGGCCUACACAGAGAAGAGUCUAGUGGAUGCUCUACCAAUUGGUCGACAGAGGGAGUGGCUACUGGCGGUGCAAGUUCCCUGGCUCCUCAGUUUCAAGGUGCCCAGUGACCGUAGUCUGGUCAGCUUUGCCCAGUCUCAGUGGCGAGCACAGGUUGGAAACAGCCCGGAGGCUCAGGCGGUUCGCAACAUCAGCGAAAUGUUUUACCUCGACUUGAAGAAGCUUGAUGUAGAGUUCCUUGUUACCAGCAAGGGAAUGGAUGAGGGCAGCAUUCCUUACAUGGUGAUGGACCCUGACAACACGGCCGUGUCCAUUCUUAUUUGA